This is a messenger RNA of Eremomyces bilateralis CBS 781.70, 2581 nucleotides long. RefSeq lists its product as uncharacterized. Gene Ontology annotation, biological process: copper ion import; intracellular iron ion homeostasis; iron ion transport. NCBI's taxonomy places the organism in Eukaryota, Fungi, Ascomycota, Dothideomycetes, Eremomycetales, Eremomycetaceae. The coding region runs from base 228 to 2156 and encodes 642 amino acids. Gene Ontology annotation, cellular component: plasma membrane. The record is from RefSeq and is a predicted model, not a curated record. Gene Ontology annotation, molecular function: ferric-chelate reductase activity. The transcript has a single exon.
AGACAGGAACCCUCAAUAAGCAGUCUCUCAUUCAACAAAGACAACCACUCGCACAAUGUCUUUUAUAUGAAAGACCCCCUCUCUCCACGGCCUUCGUUCCGUCAGAACUCCGAAGUCAGAACGCAAUCGACCCACAGUGAUUAACACUUUCACUCAAAGCGCAGGCCGCUACCGCAUUCCCUAACCACUCCCACACUCCACCCCAAGUGGGACGAUAACUUGUCAAUAUGCCUCCCUCAUCAUUCGUGAUACCUCGCUCGAUCGGCAGCCAUGGCGAUCUCGUACCCGACUUCAUUACCAAUUCCUCAGGGGAUUCCCUCGUGCAAUACACGACCGGUCUCUCCGGAGUUCAACAGGAAACGAACUACAUUUUCGUGCACGCCCUCUUAUUCGCACUCCUCGCUGCCUUCGGCUUCAUUCUAAUCUAUCGGGGUGCCAUCUUAUUCGAACGACAUGUCCGCCACAUUAACACCGUCGGCGGGGUCACUCAACAGGCCCUGUGGGCCCACAACGGUUCGACCGCCUGGUCCGACAGCUGGGUCUUCAUCAAACGCCACAUCCUAUAUGCGCCGCUCGGCAAGAAACGACACAACCAGGAGAUCAAGAUCUCCAAGGCGCAUGCCAUUGGAACCCUCCCAUCACGCUUUCACACGAUGAUGCUCCUGACUUGGCUAUUCGCCAACAUCGCCUUCUGCCUCGUCCUGCCGUGGAGCACAUUCCCCUCCCAGGAGGUCGUCGCUGCCCUCCGUGGGCGCAGUGGUGUUUUGGCCGCCCUGAACCUCUUCCCGACGAUUCUCUUUGCUUUACGAAACAAUCCACUGAUCUGGCUCCUGAGCGUAUCUUACGACACGUUCAACCUCCUACACCGCUGGUGUGGUCGGGUGGUGGUCCUCCAGAGCCUCAUUCAUGUUCUCUGCUGGUCAGUGAACACGAUAGCCGCAACGACCGACGACUUUAACAUGGGAGUGUCCUUGAGCCAGCACCUUUCUUAUCGAUGGGGUCUCGUUGGUGCCGUGGGAUUCACCCUCAUCGCGAUCUUCUCCAUCGGACCCCUCCGCCACGCUUUUUACGAUUCCUUCGUCCAUGGACAUCGACUCAUCGUCCUCAUCUCCCUUGUCGGUGUUUAUGUCCAUCUUCAGACUCACAAACUCCCGCAAUUGUGGUGGCUGCAAGUCGUUUGCUGGCUGUGGGGUAUGGAAUGGUUAUUCCGAUCUGGUCGCAUCAUGUACUACUCCUUCACAUUCGGCCAGAUGUCGAAAGUCACCGUCGAAGCCCUUCCCGGCGAGGCAUGCCGUCUUUCCAUCGACGUUGUCCGACCAUUCCGCGCCGCGCCGGGAUCUAACGUCCACAUAUACAUCCCACGAUUCAACCCGCACCUCAUGUCCCACCCCUUCUCCGUCGCCUGGACCGACUGCGAGCUACCCAAAGCCUCGGCUUUCGAAUUCUCCCACAUGUCCAGCGCCCCCGCCGCCAACUACAACGAAAAGCGAGGGCCCUCAUCCACCGACCAAAACCAACCGACCCACACCACCUCCGACAUCGCCCUCUUUAAUCCCCCCUCCACGCGCGUCCACCUCAUCUGCAAGGCCCGCGAAGGCCUCACCAAACAGCUCUACCAGCGCGCCGCCGCCCGCCCCGACAAGACCCUCACGACGCGAUGCCUCCUCGAAGGCCCUUACGGCGGCAUGGACCCCAUGUCCUCGUACGGCACCGUGGUGCUCUUCGCCGGCGGCAUCGGCAUCACCCACAUGCUCCCGCACCUGCGCCACCUCGUGCACGGGUACCACCUCGGCGUGGUGUCCACGCGCAAGGUUCUCCUCGUCUGGAGCAUGCCCGACCAGAACUGCUUCGAUUGGGUGCGUCCGUACAUGAACCAGGUGCUGGAGAUGCCCGGGCGGAGGGAGAUCCUCAAGAUGGAGAUAUACAUCACAAGAGGGAACGGUAGGGAGACAAGCAGUCAGUCGGGUGGCGUGCGGACGUUUACGAGGCGCUGCGAUCCGAAUGAGGUGAUUGAUCGGAUGAUGCAGGAGCCGAUCGGCGCGACUUGCGUCACUGUAUGUGGGCCGGGCGUCUUCGCGGAUGAUGUGAGGGCGGCGGCGAGGAAGCGGGUUGGGAAGGGAUGUUUGGACUUCGUUGAGGAGGCUUUCAGUUACUAAUGAAGAAAUCCUAAUCGCCCCUCAUAAUAGUCAUGUCCCUUUCUGGAAUUAUCCUAUUUGUAUCCCGUUGGAUUAUCAGCGACUGGAGUUGGAUCUUUGGCUGAACGUUCUUGAUUUUUUCUUCGUUCUGCCUGCAUAGCGAGGUGUUCUAUGAGCGAUUCAUAAUAGCGGUCAUCUUGGAUCAACCCGGGCACUUUCGCGGAGACGGGGGAGGCUGUAAAUAGGAAGACUUAGGAAUAGAGACUUGAUUACAGUCAAAGCACACAAAAAUUCCCGGUCUGACAGCAUGUGAGGUAUAUGAUAAGCCUCGCCAUACCAGCGCACCUGUUGUUCAUAGUGUAUUGAUUGUUAUUAAUCCCGACCUGCCUGCUACGCACAUCCUGAUGUUACCGUACUUACACUACCUAGAUUCGAAUCUGUCUGAU